Molecule: messenger RNA, 291 nt
Organism: Mesorhabditis belari
Lineage: Eukaryota; Metazoa; Nematoda; Chromadorea; Rhabditida; Rhabditidae
Source: the annotation of a GenBank genome assembly
AUGAAACUUUUCUUCAUUCUCUAUUUUCUGAUUUAUAUGCUGACAAGUGAAGUGUCCGGUGCCGACUCGUAUGCAGCAGCUGGAGGGAUUGGAGGAUCGGCUGAUUCACCUGAUUAUACAGCUAUAGGUGGAGGAGAUGCGGCCAUUCCUCUUCCAACUGAUAUCGCUGCACCAACUGAUUGCAUGUCUCGUUACAAAGCGGUUAAACGAAGAAAAGUAGUGGCUCGUCGGCGAAUCGCCGCCGCGAAACGUUUCCAACGUCGUCAACUUCGAAGAAAAUUGCAAGAGUUU